AUGAAUAUCGAUGAAGAUGUCAAUCCAUUUGCUGAUCCAUCGAUUCAGCAAGCAACUCAGCAAACACUUACAAAUCAGCAGACACUCAAUGAGUACAAUCCAUUUUCUAAUACGACUGUUGCUGCAAAAACAGCACCAAUGAAUGCGGGUACAUCUACACCAUCAUAUCAACCAGCAGCACCUCCGAUGGCUGCUCAACAAACAAAUCGAAUUGAUUUCAGUCAAUUAGAACGACAACAAGCCGAACUUGAACAACGUGAAAAGCGUCUUGCAGAUCGCGAACGAGAAUUGAGAAAUUUACAAGCUCCACACCGUGACAAAAACUUUCCACCGCUACCAGCUUGGUGUCCGCUUCGCCCAUGUUUCUAUCAAGAUAUCGGUGUUGAAAUUCCACCUGAAUUUCAAAUAUGGGUUCGUUAUCUUUACUAUCUCUGGUUACUAUAUUCAGCAACAUUGGUUUUGAAUAUGAUAGCAGCCUUCUCUUAUCUAAUGGUUGAUAAAGAAGGUGCAGCGACAUUUGGUCUCUCGAUACUUUACUUGUUUUUAUUUGUUCCUUGUUCAUACGUCUGUUGGUUUCGACCAAUCUAUCGAGCGUUCAGAGAAGACAGUGCAUCCAGCUUUAUGAUCUUUUUUCUCAUCUUCUUCAUUCAAAUCGUCAUAACCAUCUUACAAUUCUUUGGUGUUGCUAAUCUCGGAUGCGGUUUUAUAUUAAUGGUGCAUCUAUUCUCACUCGGUGGAAGUAAAAUCAUCGUCGGUAUUAUUGUGAUGAUCGUGACACUAAGCUUUGGAAUCGUUGCUGCUGCUGAUGGUUUAUUAUUAAUCAAGGUACACCGUUUGUAUCGUCAAUCGGGAGCAACACUUGAACAAGCGCAACGUGAAUUUCAGUCGGCAUUUGUCAACAAUCCGACCGUUCGUGGAGCAGCUCGUGAAGUCGCGACGGCUGGUAUAAAUCAAACAACACGUGGAACAAGUUAUCCGCAAUAA
Molecule: messenger RNA, 984 nt
Organism: Adineta ricciae
Lineage: Eukaryota; Metazoa; Rotifera; Eurotatoria; Adinetida; Adinetidae
Source: the annotation of a GenBank genome assembly